Musca domestica (house fly) is the source of this 372-nucleotide messenger RNA. It is a transcript of the gene mRpL33, whose product is annotated as large ribosomal subunit protein bL33m. The transcript has 3 exons. The record is from RefSeq and is a predicted model, not a curated record. The coding region runs from base 119 to 313 and encodes 64 amino acids. Gene Ontology annotation, biological process: translation. Gene Ontology annotation, cellular component: mitochondrion. NCBI's taxonomy places the organism in Eukaryota, Metazoa, Arthropoda, Insecta, Diptera, Muscidae.
CCACUUCAUGUGGCAACGACAGCCGGUAACUUGGUAAUUGGUAACUUGCUAUAAGUAGUCGUGUAUGAACGUGAAAAUAGUUAUAUAGUUAUAAUUGUUACAAAACAAAAUAAACGAAAUGCGCCUAACAAACAUUUUGUUGAAGAAAGUCAAGAGCAAGCGCAUCAUGGUUGUCGUUGAGAGUGUGGUCAGUGGCCACAAGUUCAAUACGGUUCGCGACAGACUGUCGGACAAAAUUGAAUGCAUACGAUUUGAUCCUUUUAUUCAAAAGGAUUGUGUCUACCGGGAACGCAAGAAGAUUCGUAGUGCCUAAGUCGAUUGUUAAAUUGCUGUUAUGUUAGUAUAAAAUAAAGAUUUUCUUUAAGAGCAUAA